Molecule: messenger RNA, 3439 nt
Organism: Cololabis saira (Pacific saury)
Lineage: Eukaryota; Metazoa; Chordata; Actinopteri; Beloniformes; Belonidae
Gene: bace2
Product: beta-secretase 2
Exons: 9
Coding region: 240-1751 (503 amino acids)
Biological process (GO): amyloid-beta metabolic process; membrane protein ectodomain proteolysis
Cellular component (GO): trans-Golgi network; endosome; membrane
Molecular function (GO): aspartic-type endopeptidase activity
Source: RefSeq, a predicted model, not a curated record
AUGUGCAUCUUCGGGAGAAAUACCGACAGCAACUUUUUAGUAUCAGUCAUACUUUGUUACCAUGCGAAUAUGCGUGGUUUUCUGCGUGACGGCGAAAAGGCAGCAUUUACAUGAUGGCGUCCACACUGUCGUUCCCAUGGUGACACCUGAAAACUUAAGGAGCAAACUUUGAGCCCUGAAGCAGGAGUUUUAUCCAGAGGCGUCUUAUCAGCUUUAUUACAGCGGGCGCUGGCGGCACCAUGGCUCCGACAUGGGCUGUCGUGUUCAGCCUUUACUUCGGCUUGGCGACAUGUUACUUUUCGAUACCGCUGAAGAUCUUCCCGGGGAGGUUCAACCUCUCCGCGGAUGCGGUGAGCCCUGCCCGGGUCGUGUCUCUGCAGCGGGACGGGAGCGGGCUGUCGCUGGCCUCGGACCCCGGCGGGACGGUCAACUUCCUGGACAUGGUGGGAAACCUGCAGGGAGACUCCGGCCGGGGAUACUACAUCCAGAUGAACCUGGGGACUCCCGGGCAACAGCUAAACAUCCUGGUGGAUACAGGCAGCAGUAACUUUGCCGUGGCUGCAGCUCAACACCCGUUCAUUACCCAUUACUUCAACACUGAACUCUCCAGCACCUAUCAGUCCGUUGGCCGCGCUGUAGCUGUCAGGUACACACAAGGCAACUGGGAAGGAGAGCUGAGCAUCGACAGGGUCUCCAUCCCCAAGGGCCCAAAUGGGACCAUCACAAUUAACAUCGCUGCCAUCCUGUCAUCUGAUGGCUUCUUCCUUCCUGGAAUCAACUGGCAGGGCAUCCUGGGCCUGGCCUACCCUGCACUGGCACGCCCUGACUCCUCUGUGGAGCCCUUCUUCAACUCUGUGGUGAAGCAGCUGGGAAUUCCAGACAUCUUCUCCCUCCAGAUGUGUGGAGCUGGUCUCUCAGCCAGCAACGUAGCUGAUCCUCCAGGGGGCAGCCUUGUAUUGGGUGGUGCUGAACCAACUCUGUACCAAGGCCCAAUGUGGUACACCCCAAUAUUAGAGGAGUGGUACUACCAAGUGGAAGUUUUGAAGCUGGAGGUUGGAGAUCAGAAUCUGAAUCUGGACUGCAGAGAGUAUAACAUGGAUAAAGCGAUUGUUGACAGUGGGACAACACUGCUUCGACUCCCCGUCAAUGUCUUCAAUGCGGUGGUAGAAGCCAUCACACGCAGCUCUCUGAUCCAAGAUUUUUCUUCAGGCUUCUGGGAUGGCACCAAGCUUGCAUGCUGGAUGAAAGGAGAGACACCUUGGCAAUUCUUCCCCGAACUGUCCAUCUACCUAAGAGCCACCAACACCAGCCAGUCCUUCCGCAUUACCAUCUUGCCUCAAAUGUACAUCCAGCCAAUCACAGAAGUGGAAGGCGCGUUGGAUUGCUUUCGUUUUGGAGUGUCUUCAUCAGCUAACGGCCUGGUGAUUGGUGCCACUGUCAUGGAAGGCUUCUACGUGGUGUUUGACCGAGCUCAGCAGAGACUGGGCUUUGCUCUCAGCAGCUGUGCAGUGAAUGGUGGAGUCGCUCUGUCGGAGAUCGCAGGACCCUUCUCAGCAGCAGACGUGGCAGCAGAUUGCUCCAGUGGGAUUUUGAAGGAGCCUCUUCUGUGGGUGAUCUCCUACACCCUGAUGGCAGUGUGUGCAGUGGUCCUCAUAAUCCUGCUGUUCCUGCUCCUGCUACCCUGCAGAUGGAGAAACCGCUCCGGGGAGAUCACAGACGAGUCCUCGCUGGUCAGACACCGCAUCAAGUGACUGAGAGGGGUGGGACGGGUGAGCACGGUGAACGGACAGAGGCGCGGUGAGCUGAGCGCAUCCACAGAGGUGGAGAAAGGGCUGAGGGUCAGCCCACACCAUUUGACAGCGCUCGGCUCUGAAUGUCCGACUGACUUAAGACUGCAUUCAUCAGCUUGGCCCGUGACGACAGACAAGGAGGCGGAACAACUGCCUCUUAAAGGGAAGAUCCAACCCCAAAACACUUCUUAAAACAGCUCUUAGAGGUGAAUGCAUGCUCCCAUUUCUUGCUUGGUGGUGUUAAUUUCCCCUCCUUAUUCAUUAUUUUAUGAAUGCAUCAUAUAUAUAUAUAUAUAUAUAUAUAUAUAUAUAUAUAUAUAUAUAUAUAAUAUAUAUAUAUGAUGCAUUCAUACAGAUUAGAAGGUACGAUUCGCCAGUUGAUCAAAGCACUCGUGUGUUAAAGUGUCUGUAAGCUUUUUGGUUAAGGCUGUGACAUUUCUUUUGUCAACAGUAUCCCCCUCCUUUCCUACGUCCUCCUAUAAGUAGUUGUUGAGGGAAGUCUAUUAAGCUCAGGCUUAUUGUCGAGGGCUGUAAAAAUGUACUCUGCGAAAUCUAGCACAUCACUUGCACAAGAAAGUAGACCAAACUAUGCAAAAUAAUCACUAAAUAACAAUAUGUACUUGACAUACACCAGCAAAGACUAUUGUUUAACAAUCAAAGAAGAACAGAUGGGGAGCAUGUGUACGUGUACUACUGUUUCAAAGGGCACACAGCAAUGUAAGAUGUGCCUUUGAGAGUUGAUAGAAAACCGUUGGGAACCAACGGAUCUCUUUCUUUCUUUUUUUUAGUGUUUUAAAUUCUUUGCCAAUCAGAUUGUUGGACCUUCUUGUAUUAUGAAGCUUCUGACUUCUGUGGAUCCACAUUACUGUUUGUGCCAAGUUGAGGAGUAAAGCUGCUCAGAAAACCACUGUUAAAUGUAAAUAUCAGCUAAGUUAGAAACUCUGGCUGUGCCUGUAGUGCCUUCUAGUCUUGGCUAACUGCUAAGAAAAAACUGAUCAACACUAUCAGCAGGUUGAAACUUAAAACUGCUGAAUUGCACUUUGUUUCUAAAGUCAAUCAAAAGUGUAAUAUAAGCAAAAGAUCAAUAUUUCUGUCUGUUAUGCAAAUAGUUGUAUUAAUGUAAUUUUUUCAAAAUCUGUAUACAUUCUGCCUUAUAUUUAAAUCUCUUUGAAUCUGCAUGCUAUUAUUCCAAAUGCCUUUUUAGCGUAAUGUUCAGAGGUAUUGAUAUACUGCACAUUUUAUACAAAACAAACAGGAAGUUAACUGUCGUGUGAAACUGACAAGCAUGUUGGCUGUUAACAAAAAUGAUCGAACACUAUGUUGCAGUCUGUUGACACAAAUGGCAAUUUGUGGUUUACAGCGAGUUACAGUAAACGCAACACAAAAUAGGCUCCAUCCCCGGACGGCCGGCGGGAGACGUGCUGGCAGCACUACGAGCUGCACAUCAGCACGUCUGUAGGAACCUACAUUUGAAGUUGUACAUUUGUUUAUUUGAAGGUACACUUGAACGUUCACUUGUGUAUAGCUUUAUUUUUUUUCUGUGCCAAAUUUGACUUGUGCUGUAAAUAAAAACAAACAAAAACAACUUGUGACAAAUCAAAUACAUACAUUUUAAAUUCAUAAAUAUUUCCUGACCCAUCAGGACAAAC